Musa acuminata AAA Group (dessert banana) is the source of this 1135-nucleotide messenger RNA. RefSeq lists its product as uncharacterized. The record is from RefSeq and is a predicted model, not a curated record. The coding region runs from base 321 to 902 and encodes 193 amino acids. NCBI's taxonomy places the organism in Eukaryota, Viridiplantae, Streptophyta, Magnoliopsida, Zingiberales, Musaceae. The transcript has 3 exons.
CUGGUCCAUUCUGUCCCGUCGUCGAUCGAAAAUUUUGGGUUUAUUUUUCGAAAUCUCAGGCAUGGGAAUGGGAAUCUGGUAGCAAGUGGGAUCGGACACUUCCUGUCUUACUCAGCUGUGCUUCUUACUUUCUGUCAGUGGGGUGCGUUUCGUUGGGAUUUGUUAGAGAAGCGGCGUAAAAGGUGCACUCGUGUGCUGCUUCUGUAGUUUAAGCUCUUCGAUCGACGUGGUGUGGCCUCAAGAAGCUUGAUCUCGCAAGGUUCUGCCGUGAUUGAUCACAAAGUGACCAACUUUGCUUCCCAAGGUUUCUUCCUCCUCAGAUGGAGACAUUGGUUGUGGUUUCUCAGCAUCGGAAUCAAUGCUUCGGCAGAAGCAGGUCGCAGUUGUCCGAUCGAUUCGGCUCUGCUCCCUCGAGAGCCUUCAGAGGGAUUAACUGCCGGUCCUUUGAAUCCGGCACUGAUAUUCUAUGCUCACCUCCUUCAAGAGUUUCUUCAUUCAACAACCAUCCCGCACCCAAAUCUCCUUGCUUCUACCUGGAGCCACCUAAACGAAGUAGGAGGAGCAAGCCCAUUCCUAUAAACCCUCCACCUUCUCCUAAAGGAGCUACUUUUAAUGGUGAUUGCUCCUACUCUGAGCUAUGGGCAGGGCCUGCCUACUCGAACUCACCACCCCCGAGUUCUUUGCCAAUUCCUAGAUUUUCCCUUCGCCAGAAACGGAGCGUCUCCUUUGAGCUGCCCAUUCCUAAACCAGAGGUUUCUCUCCGAUCUAUAUCGAAGUCAGCCCCAUGUUCUCCCACCAGGGAGUCAACCUCUUCUGCCAAAGAUACUCUUCCCUACACCGCCACAGCCACCGCCACUGAGAAUUUGAGACGGAUUCUCCACUUGGAUAUUGCUGAUGACUGAUGGGACUGGAGGCAUUUGGGUUCUGUACAUAGUUGUAUUUUCGUUGGUUUUAGGCUUUAUCUCUGUAUAGCCAGUGCUGAAUCACUAGUUGGAAUCAUGAGAACUUAUAGGGACGCCUCAUUCUUUAACCUUGGUGGGUGAGGGGUUAGCUUGUUCGAAGAAAUGGAAGUGUAUGUGAAGGAAAGAAUUUGCAAAGGCUUGGAAGGAGUAAGAUGAUGGAGACUUCAGUAGUA